AUGGCGCUUCCUGACUGGAUGGUAACACUGGUAGCCGCCGCAUCCUUCUUGUGUUUCUUAUGCUUAUGUGUCCGCUACAGACGCAAAGGACAGCUACUGUGGAGGAAAGCGUUGAACAAAAUAAUGGCCCGCACGGAGAAGCCGUUGUUCCGAAUCGCGUACACACUCUACACCAGGACCAGACUGGGCUACAUGUACUACAAGAGACAAAUGAGGAAGGCCCGAGAGCAUUACCCUGCUGGACACUCCACAGCUCAGCCUGUGGAGUUCAGUGGUAUCAAAAUAAUUCCCAUCCCAGUACUGUCUGACAACUACAGCUACCUUGUAAUUGACACAGCCUCCAGUGUUGCAGUUGUUGUCGACCCUGCAGACCCUCAAACAGUUCAGGCAGUUCUUGAGGAAGAGGGAGUGACUCUGGAAGCAAUACUCUGUACACACAAGCAUUGGGAUCACAGUGGGGGAAACAAAGGGUUGAAAAGGCUUCACAGCUCAUGCAGAGUUUAUGGAAACGCAGCUGAUAACAUUCCUGGCCUCACACACCCUCUCUCACAUAAGGACUCAGUAACAGUUGGCCGUAUGCACUUUAAGGCCCUCUUCACUCCGGGACACACAGUGGGCCACAUGAUCUACCUCCUGGAUGGCCGGGCGGUUGACGCUCCCUGCAGCCUCUUCUCUGGUGACCUGGUGUUCCUCUCAGGGUGUGGAAGGAUGUUUGAAGGCAGUGCCACAACAAUGCUGUCAUCUCUGGACACAGUCGCCUCCUUGAGUGAUGAUACGCUAUUAUGGCCCGGUCAUGAGUAUGCAGAGGACAACCUACUGUUUGCUGCUGAGGUUGAGCCUCGCAACGCUGCCAGGGAAAACAAAUAUCAGUGGGUGCUGCUGCAGCGAGGCCAGAAGCUGUGCACGAGUCCCUCCACCAUUGGGGAAGAGAGGCAGUACAAUCCUUUCCUGCGCAGCCACUCUGCGGAGCUCCAUCUGGCCCUGGGCCUCCAGCAGUUCCAGGAUGAAGACUGGACCCAGUUUAGAGCUCGGGUGCUGGAGGAGCUGCGAAAACGCAAAGACCUCUACAACAGAAGAUAGUACAAGAAACACUACAGCUACACCGGUGGACAGAGGAGCCAGCUCAUCUGUACUGGACAGUGAUAUGUUGUAAAGGAACGAUGAGUGGAGCUCUGAGGUACUGAAAAAAAAAAAAGGCUAAAUCUGUUUAAAGAAUCUGGUGAAGGGGCAUUAAGUAAUUUUUGACCUUUAUCAACCUGGAUCAGAGACCACUAGGAGCAUAGUCACAAUUUUAUCAUGACAUGAUACUAAUCAAUAAGCUGAUUACGUCUCCACGUACUGUACAUUAUGCUGAUUUUUUAUUUAUAGACAGAACAAUGAUCAUUCAUUGCCUCUUUUACAUAGUGACAUAAACACUAACGUAGAUUUGCAUGAGUAGCUUUCUGUUAGUUAACAAGUAGUUACAGACAGAUUUCUGGUGUGUGAAGCAGAUCUGCACACUACAUGGGUUAAUUUAGCAUGUUAGGUACUGUAUUUUUUUACUGCACAGCCUGGUUUAUAUGAGCUAAUACAAUGUUUUAGAAACCUUACAUUAAGAUAUUAGGUAUGCUGUUUCACAUUUUUUAUUAGUUGCUGAAGAGUAAUUAGCUUCUUCAUGGGAGUUGUGAUUUUGGGACUUGAGUAUUGAGUAGAAUAUUUGAUUUUGUCUUUUUUUUUUUCAGCAAUAAUGGUACGGUUAAUUUAACAAAUCAGAGACGCUCUUUGCUGUCAGUAGCACAAUGUACAGAAACAAGGUAGUACACUAGCCCUUCAUGUGAAUCUUUGUUAGCUGAAUCUAAGAGCCAGUUAAGCCAACAUUUAACUGGCUCUUAGCUGAAUCUAAGAGCCAGUUAAAUGUUGGCUUAAAAGAGAUGAUGCUGACGUGAGGUCUUUAUGAUGUGUUUUCUUUCCCCAACAUGUUAUAGAUCCCAGGUAUUAGAGAUGGAACACAUUUUCUACUUCAGCCUUUAUUUGUACCUUUCAGCAAAUUAUUUUUUGCCGAACCAAUUGUUCAUCAUAUAGACUGUGUUUUUCAAAUGUUACUAUUUGCACCACAGCAACAUAUGUGAAGGAUGUGACUGGUAUUGUAGUGUAUGAAACAUGACUGAAUUGCUGUUAAAGGGAUGACUGGUUUCUAGUGUUAGAAUGUAGAAAAUUAAACGCACAGGGUGAUGUUGAAUCAGCCCAUCUGCUGGCAUACACACCCAUGUCUUGCAAUCACUUUUUGGAUUUUUGUUUAAAAUGUGUCAUAUUAAAGAGUAAGACGGUGAUGGAUAAUCUUUCAUUUUCUUCCUAAUAUGAGAAUACAAUGUGACAUUGACUGUGGUACUCACUUUAAAAUUCCAGAGGGAGUGUUUUUAUAGCCAAUUUGAAGAUGUUGGAAACCAAAAUUGUACAUAAUUUUUUAAUAUAUUGAAGGAAUUAUUAUACUGUGACGAUAUGAUGGAAUAAUUUCAGUAUAAUAAACUGUUUUC
Messenger RNA from Epinephelus fuscoguttatus (brown-marbled grouper), 2513 nucleotides. It is a transcript of the gene pnkd, whose product is annotated as PNKD metallo-beta-lactamase domain containing. The coding region runs from base 1 to 1080 and encodes 359 amino acids. NCBI's taxonomy places the organism in Eukaryota, Metazoa, Chordata, Actinopteri, Perciformes, Serranidae. Gene Ontology annotation, cellular component: mitochondrion. The transcript is spliced from 9 exons. Gene Ontology annotation, molecular function: hydroxyacylglutathione hydrolase activity. The record is from RefSeq and is a predicted model, not a curated record.